UCCCCCUGUGCAGAGUGUGCUGCCCGUUCUCUGUGCCUGUAUGUGGUGAUCUUGUAGGACUCACUGCCAUGGGCCUUGGGUCUGUUCUUCUUGGAUUUGUGUGUUUAAUGGAGCAGAUGAUCUGGGCACACUCUGAGCCAUCUCCCCAGCCUUCUAUCUGGGCAGUCCCAGGAACUGUGAUUUCUACAGGCAGUGCUGUGACCAUCUUCUGCAGGACCCCUCCAGGAGUGACCAAUGUGCGUCUUCAACAUCAUGUACUCAGUGGAAAAUGGUAUGAUUGCACUCCACAGGGGGGAACCCAGGAAGUCUGUGAGUUCAGUCUGAAGAAUAUGAUGCACAUUGAUGCUGGGAUUUACUCCUGUAAAUACUCCAAUGGAUAUCAAUGGUCAGGAAUUGGUGACAAACUGGAGUUGGUAGUGACAGGUGUUUAUAAGGAGAAGCCAUCCCUUACUGUUGAUUCACGACCCCAGGGAUUCUCAGAAAGAAAUGUGACUCUUGGUUGUUACACACGUCAUUCCUCUGACAUCUUCAUUCUCUGCAGAGAUGGAAAUGCUUCCUUUCCUCUGAACUGCUUACAACAGGGCCACAACAAAUUUUUCAUCUCUCCUGUGAGCCCAGGGUACAAGAGGACCUAUAGAUGCUUUGUGUCUUCCAAAGUCAAUGCCUUCUUGUGGUCAGUGCCCAGUGACCCCCUUGAGCUUUCAAUCCCAGGUCCAUCUGUGUCUCUCAUUGUGGUUUGGGUCACAGUUUCUGCUGUCUGCUUCCUCAUCUUCCUCCUCCUCAUCUGCCUCUGCCACCAUUGUGCCAAAUGUAAGGCCAGCAGUGGUGAGACCAGGAGCCAAGUGAAAUAUAAGAGCUCCAGCUCAGCUCCCAUGGACACCGAGGAAAAAAUUAAAUAUGAUGAGUUGGAACACAUUCAGCCUGAAAACUGCAGCCAGGCAGACACACAGGUGUCUGCAGCAGAAGACACCAAGGAGGUGACUUAUGCCCAACUAUGUCAAGAGAUCUUCCUGGAGAACAUGGAUUCACCUCCCUCCAAUACACUUCAGGGCAUGUCUACACAGACCUGUGUGUAUGCCAUGCUCAGAUUAUCGCAAGAGGAGAGCCAGAGUUAGCAAUGAGGUAUGCAGGUAUUUCUUCAGCAGAGGGAGGUGCCAUGAAUGAAGCUUCUCUUGAUCUUCAACUCAAGCCAUCAGCUUGGAGCUCCAGUGACCUCAAGUGUAGAGAAGCUUGUUAAUGAGGAGGAACCCUGGAGCUCACAGACCUCACUCAGCAAACUUCCAGUUCCUUGUGAUUUGCUCAUUUAUGCUCCUGAGUACCUUUCAAAUGUGUGCAGAUGACUCCCUGGGCUCACGUUUACUUAGUAAGACAUGGUUUUCAUCAUCUACUGAAAGAGGCAAGUUGAACAAUGUGGAAUCCUGUUUAUUAGUGAUGCAGAGCACUUCAACAGAGUAAUCCUUAACCUUGACUCUCAAGAGAUGGGUUUUAGAAUCAUGUAGGAGACAUACCUGUAGGUGUGUUUCAGAGCUUCUCCAGAGAUGUUUACCUGAAGUGAAAAGACAUACCAUGAAAAUAGGUGAUACUAUUUUAUGGGGCAGUGUCUUAGAUUAAAUAAAAGGUAAAAAUUAAGUGUAA
Molecule: messenger RNA, 1635 nt
Organism: Grammomys surdaster
Lineage: Eukaryota; Metazoa; Chordata; Mammalia; Rodentia; Muridae
Product: platelet glycoprotein VI-like
Exons: 9
Coding region: 69-1115 (348 amino acids)
Source: RefSeq, a predicted model, not a curated record